AUGGAGGAAGAGCUUGCAAUGAUUGAGAAGAACAAGACUUGGCGACUUGUGGAUAAGUCUCAAGACAGAAAAAUCAUUGGUGUGAAGUGGACUCCUACUAGCCAUUCUUUGUUCAAAAAGUGGAGGAUCUUUCAAUUAGAUGUCAAGACCUUUUCUAAAUGGUUUUCUGCGGGAGGAGAUUUAUGUGGAGCGACCUCAAGGUUUUGCGAUAAAGGACAUGAAGAUAAAGUGUAUCUAUUAAAGAAAGCCCUGUAUGGCUUAAAACAGGCUCCAAGGGCUUGGUACAAUCGAGUUGAUGAUCAUCUGCAAGGCUUGGGUUUUAAAGAAAGUCUAAGUGAAUCAACUCUUUAUGUCAGGAAAUCAAAUUUUGAUAUUGUGAUUAUUUCACUGUAUGUGGAUGAUCUUCUUGUGCCAGGUAGCAAUCUUGAGUUAAUUGAGGAGUUUAAGAUAGAAAUGAAGAAAGAGUUUGAGAUGACAGACUUGGGAGAGAUGUCUUAUUUUCUUGGGAUUCAGAUUCAACAAUCCCAAAAUGCUGUGUUAAUUUGUCAAAAGAAAUAUGCAAAGGAAAUACUGAAAAAGUUCAAGAUGGAGGAGUGUAAAGCAAUGAACACGCCAAUGAAUCCAAAGGAAAAGCUGCUGAAAGAUGAUGGCUCAGACAAAGUAGAUGAAGGAAUCUACAAAAGUAUUAUUGGCUAUCUCAUGUAUCUCAUAGCUGCCAGACCAGAUAUUCUGCAAAGUGCGAGUGUGAUAUCUAGGUUCUUGAAUUGUGCAAGUGAAAUGCACAUGAAAGUAGCAAAAAGGGCGAUAAGGUAUGUGAAAGGAGCUUUGGAUUAUGGCAUUAAGUUUACAAAGUGUCAGAAUUUCAAGCUGCAGGGAUAUUCUGAUAGUGAUUGGGCAGGAUCAGCGGAUGAUAUGAAAAGCACUUCUGGAUAUUGCUUUAAUUUUGGUUCUGGUUGUUUUUCAUGGUGCUCAAAGAAGAAAGACAUUGUAGCACAAUCAACUGCCGAAGCAGAGUUUAUUGCUGCUACUGCAGCAGCGAACUAG
Molecule: messenger RNA, 1044 nt
Organism: Hevea brasiliensis (rubber tree)
Lineage: Eukaryota; Viridiplantae; Streptophyta; Magnoliopsida; Malpighiales; Euphorbiaceae
Exons: 2
Coding region: 1-1044 (347 amino acids)
Source: RefSeq, a predicted model, not a curated record